Messenger RNA from Drosophila guanche, 915 nucleotides. Its product is annotated as pyrimidodiazepine synthase. The transcript is spliced from 3 exons. The coding region runs from base 120 to 851 and encodes 243 amino acids. Gene Ontology annotation, biological process: glutathione metabolic process. Gene Ontology annotation, molecular function: glutathione dehydrogenase (ascorbate) activity; glutathione transferase activity. The record is from RefSeq and is a predicted model, not a curated record. Gene Ontology annotation, cellular component: cytoplasm. Lineage: Eukaryota; Metazoa; Arthropoda; Insecta; Diptera; Drosophilidae.
GCGGGUAAUGGUAGCCGCCGAACCAGGGACGCGGCAGCUGCUGCUGCUGCUCUUUAUAUAUUGGUCGUCUCGGUGGCUGAUUGCAUCACUUGCAACGCCGCAGCAGAGCAGCACACACCAUGAGCAACGGCAGACACUUGGCUAAAGGCUCAGCCACGCCGAACGUGCCCGAGGAUGGCAUCCUGCGUCUGUACUCCAUGCGCUUCUGCCCGUUUGCGCAGCGUGUCCAUCUGGUGCUGGAUGCAAAACAGAUACCCUACCACAGCAUUUACAUAAAUCUCACAGAGAAACCAGACUGGCUGCUCGACAAGAAUCCGCAGGGCAAGGUGCCCGCCCUGGAACUGGUACGCGAACCGGGUCCACCCGUGCUGACCGAAUCGCUGCUCAUCUGCGAGUACCUGGACGAGCAGUAUCCACUGCGGCCGCUCUAUCCGCGUGAUCCACUGAAGAAGGUGCAGGAACGGCUGCUCAUCGAGCGCUUCAACUCGGUCCUUGGCGCCUUCUUUAGGGCCUCCGAUGGCGGCGAUCUGGAGCCCUUCUGGUGUGGCCUGGAUACCUACGAGAAGGAGCUGAGUCGCCGUUGCACGGACUUCUUUGGUGGCGAACAAACGGGCAUUCUCGACUACAUGAUUUGGCCAUGGUGCGAGCGCUUGGAGCUGCUCAAGCUGCAGCGUGCCGAUGAUUACAAUUUCGAUGAGCGACGCUUUCCUCAGUUGUCCCAAUGGGUGGAGCGCAUGAAGCGUGAUCCGGCUGUGAUGGCCUUCUACAUGGAGGCGGAGGUGCAGGCCGAAUUCCUACGCACACGCAGCGCCGGCAAACCCAACUACAAUCUGCUGGUCAAGGAAGCCUGAUGGGCGAUUCCAGUUUAUAUUUGAAAAUUAGCAAUAAAGCAGAGGUCCAGCUUAAGCCCUAAAA